This is a messenger RNA of Penicillium argentinense, 1680 nucleotides long. Its product is annotated as Zn(II)2Cys6 transcription factor domain-containing protein. The record is from RefSeq and is a predicted model, not a curated record. The transcript is spliced from 4 exons. Gene Ontology annotation, molecular function: DNA-binding transcription factor activity, RNA polymerase II-specific; zinc ion binding. Gene Ontology annotation, biological process: regulation of DNA-templated transcription. The coding region runs from base 1 to 1680 and encodes 559 amino acids. NCBI's taxonomy places the organism in Eukaryota, Fungi, Ascomycota, Eurotiomycetes, Eurotiales, Aspergillaceae.
AUGGGCGGCAUCCCGUGGAAAUCUGCAGGCUGCCAGACGUGCAAAACGCGGAAAAUAAAGUGCGACCUCACCCGGCCAGAAUGCACCAGGUGUAUCAAACGGGGCCUGUCUUGCCCCGGGUACGAGAAAACGCUAGUCUUUGUCCACCAGACGGCGGUUUCCCGCCAGGAGACGGGGCAUGCCAUCCGAGACCGCUCCACGGGCCGAAGUCAUGCGGUAGCCAUGUCGCGACCGGUCAGAGCUGGCCCAGAGAUCCGCACGCAGCUGUUCUCAUUAUUUCUCGGUGGAUAUUUCCCACUCGACAGAAAUGCGCCGGCGAACGUAGAUCAAACGCACUGGCUCUUCUUGAACUCGUCCGUCCUUCUCGAGAAGACAGGCGGGAAUCCCGACAGGUUUGGCAUCUCGGAGAGUGCCCUGGCCGCGCUGUCCUGUACGUAUCUCGGCAGACACAAUCGGGACGAUCGGAUGGCUCGCUAUGGGGUCCAGCUCUAUAAAAAUACGCUGCAGCUUCUAUCGCGCGUGUCCCAUCAAAGCAUACCCAUUCACGAUCUUGUAUGCGCAGGGUUUAUUCUGAAAAUUCUUGAGAGUCAUUAUUUCCCUCACGGGUUCGACGUCUGGGCCUCGGAUUUCCAAACGCACAAUGCAUUCCUACAGCAGAGCCUAGUGAAGGACCCGAACAAUCCUUUGAUGGUCGUGAUCUCGAAUCAAAUGAGGAAAGGAAUUAUCUUCGCGACAACUGUCAUGCGAGCUCCUAAAGAUGAGCUACAAUACUUGAUACAUCUCGGUCACCACAAACCAUUUGAUGAACUGUUUGAACUCUUUGUGAAUCUUUCCGGACUGGUAGCUUCAGUGGAAGAGACCGAUCACUCGGACCACGAGGUCUGUCAGACUCUCCUCCAAGACUGCUAUUCGCAAAAAGAAAGCAUCAUGGCUUGGUACUCCAGCCAUAAGGAAGCUAUCGGAGGGCAGCCAUAUGUUAAUGCCGAAUUGAAAUGCCACCAUUUACCUCCAUCGACACACUUGUUCGGCAUCCCGUACGGCUUUAACUCACUUGACUGUGCCAGAUUUCACAUGUUCUUUUGGAUGGCGUUGAUAAUUGUGCAGUCGCUGAUCUACCAAGCUAAUAUUCUUGUUCUUUCUCACACCCAUGGCACUUUUCCCAUUGAUCCCACUUCGCAUGCCGAAUACCUGCUGAUCGAGUUUUAUGCGGAUGAGUUUUGCCGCUCCAUAACCUUUUUUCUCCAGGACACGGUGAAGGUGUGGGGAGUGAUGGCUGUUGUGGCUGCAAUGCCUCAUAUCUUCAAGCCAUAUAUACAUCUCCGGCGAUGGGAUAAGUUUCUGUGGUGCCAAAAGUUCUGUUGUCUCUUGCUCGAACGAGGACUUCACAUGGCUGGCUCUAUCGCUGGGGCGUGGUGGAAAACUUGGUCCCUAGCGGAAGACCCCGUCGUGAACUCCAUGCUUAGUUUGUCUUUGAGAUACGGGUUGUCGCGAGAAGUUCGCAGAUCAUCGAAUGGCGAUACGACGGAGGUGACGGAGGUGACGGAAGAAGAGCCAAUAGUGACCGAACUCUCGGAGAUCAAACGUGCGUCAGUCGAGGACAAUCAUCUGCCGAGGAGACCAAAAGAUACCCGAGCUGUAACCGAACCACCAUCUUAUCGAAAACGAAUUUACGAUGAAUAG